Coniosporium apollinis CBS 100218 is the source of this 1329-nucleotide messenger RNA. RefSeq lists its product as uncharacterized. Gene Ontology annotation, cellular component: nucleus; cytosol. Gene Ontology annotation, molecular function: peptide-N4-(N-acetyl-beta-glucosaminyl)asparagine amidase activity. Gene Ontology annotation, biological process: glycoprotein catabolic process; protein quality control for misfolded or incompletely synthesized proteins; protein deglycosylation. The coding region runs from base 1 to 1329 and encodes 442 amino acids. The record is from RefSeq and is a predicted model, not a curated record. Lineage: Eukaryota; Fungi; Ascomycota; Dothideomycetes. The transcript is spliced from 2 exons.
AUGGCCGACCGGAACACCCUUCGUCGAGGGGCCGAGACACCCAACCCGAUGACCGACGAGGUCGCCAAGGACCUCACAGAGCGCUGGCGGCAGAAGCUCAGCACCACGCGGAUGAACGAGCUGCAGUCUCGGUCGAGCUCUCCAGCGCCCAGGGGAUUCGCAUCGCAGACGCCGCACAGUGCUCCACCGCCGUCGUACUCGUCGCUCCGGAACAUCCCCCUCGUGCCGAUGCCUCCUCAGGACCACAAACAACUGCGCUUCAAGAACCUGAUGCACUCUCUCUCCAACAUGCCGUGCCGGUGGGAGAAUCCUGGACUGCUUGACGAAGCGCUCAAAGCCAUCCCGCUGGAGCAGAUCUACAACGAGGCCGAGGAGGAGAGCCAGAUCUUCAAGGCCGAAGCAGAGAGCCUGGGGACCGGCAAGAAGCCUGCGUGGGGCUACCAGGACUGUGUCGUGCGAGCACUGCUGCGGUGGUUCAAGCGCAGCUUCUUCACCUGGGUCAACAACCCGCCGUGCUCGCAGUGCUACUCACCGACCAUCGCCUACGGCAUGGCUGCACCUCUUCCCGACGAGCGCGCCCGUAGCGCAACCCAGGUCGAGCUGUACAAGUGCUCGGUUGAGGAGUGCGGCUGCUACGAGCGUUUCCCACGCUACAAUGACGCCUUCGUCCUGCUGCAGACCAGGAAAGGUCGGUGCGGCGAGUGGGCCAAUUGCUUCAGCAUGCUGUGUCGCGCCGUAGGCUCACGCGUCCGCUGGGUGUGGAACAGCGAAGACCACGUCUGGACGGAGGUGUACUCCGUGCACAGGAAGCGCUGGAUCCACGUCGACUCGUGCGAGGAGGCGUGGGACAGGCCGCGACUUUACACUGAAGGCUGGGGCAAGAAGAUCGCCUACUGCGUUGCCUUCUCCGCCGACGGCGCGACUGACGUGACGCGCCGCUACGUGCGCAACAUCCUCAAGUACGGCCUCGAGCGCACUCGCGUCCCGGAGGCAGUGCUACACUACAUCAUCGCCGAGAUCCGGGCCAACCGCCGCGCCAACAUGUCAAAACAGGACAAGUUCCGCCUGCAGGGCGAAGACAUGCGUGAGGAGCGAGAGCUCAGAUACAACUAUAUCACGGCUAUCGCGCAGGAGAUCUGCAAAAUCAAUCCUGAGGAUAUCCUGAAGCCUGGCAACGGAGCGGGUAAUCGCCGCGCUGAUCCGGACGCGCAGAAGGCGGCCGAAGGACGGCAGAGCGGAGAGGCGGAGUGGAUUAGGAGGAGAGGGGAGGGCGGCCGGGGCACGCCGGGCCACCAGAAUGAGAACCCGCCGGACCUGCCGCCGCGGUGA